CAUGAGAGUCCUCGGCGGGAGCUGCGGGGCGCUGCUGGCGUGCCUCGCCCUCGCCUUCCCGGUCUCGGAGGCAAACUUUUUGUCAAAGCAACAUGCUUCACAAGUUCUGGUUAGGAAACGCCGAGCAAAUCAUCCCUUUGAAGAAGUCAAACCGGGUAAUCUUGAAAGAGAGUGCAUUGAAGAACUGUGCAAUAAAGAAGAAGCCAGGGAGAUCUUUGAAAAUUACCCUGAAACGGAAUAUUUUUAUCCAAAAUAUUUAGCCUGUCUUGGCUCCUUCCGAGCUGGAUCAUUCAUUACUGUACGUCAGUCAACUAAUGCCUACUCUGAUCUAAGGAGCUGUGUCAAGGCCAUUCCAGACCAGUGCAACCCUCUUCCAUGCAAUGAAGAUGGAUAUCUGAGCUGCAAAGAUGGCCAGGCUACAUUCACUUGCAAGUGUAAAUCGGGUUGGCAAGGAGAGAAGUGUGAAUUCGAUAUAAAUGAAUGCAAAAAUCCCUCAAACAUAAAUGGAGGUUGCAGUCAGAUUUGUGAUAAUACACCUGGAAGUUACCAAUGUUCUUGUAAAAGUGGUUUUGUUCUACUUUCAAAUAACAAGGACUGCAAAGAUGUGGAUGAAUGCUCUGUGAAGCCAGGCAUUUGUGGCACAGCUGUGUGCAAGAACACCCCAGGAGACUUUGAAUGCGAAUGUGCUGAAGGUUACAGAUACAAUCCCACAUCAAAGUCUUGUGAAGAUGUGGAUGAAUGCUCUGAGAACAUCUGUGCUCAACUUUGUGUCAAUUACCCUGGAGGUUAUUCUUGUUACUGUGAUGGGAAGAAAGGAUUCAAACUUGCCCAAGAUCAGAAGAGUUGUGAGGCUGUUCCAGUGUGCCUUUCCUUGAACCUUGAGAAAAAUUAUGAACUCCUUUACUUGGCAGAGCAGUUCGCAGGGGUUGUUUUAUAUCUAAAAUUUCGCUUACCGGAUUUUAUCAGAUUUUCAGCCACAUUUGAUUUCCGGACAUAUGAUUCCGAAGGUGUUAUCCUGUUUACAGAAGCUCUUGACCACUCAGCUUGGCUCCUGAUUGCACUUCGUGACGGAAAGCUUGAAAUUCAGUUUAAGAAUGAACAUACAACCCAAAUCACAACUGGAGGCCAAGUUAUUAAUAAUGGUCUAUGGCAUAUGGUCUCUGUGGAAGAAUUAGAACAGAGUAUUAGUGUGAAAAUAGCUAGAGAAGCCAUAAUGAAUAUAAAUAAACCAGAGAGCCUUUUUAAGUCUACAAGUGGAUUUGUAGAAACCAAAGUAUACUUUGCAGGCUUACCUCGGACACUGAGGAAUACACUCAUUAAGCCGAUUAAUCCUCGUCUAGAUGGAUGUAUGCGAGGCUGGAAUUUGAUGAAUCAAGGAACUGCAAGAGUAGAUGAAAUUAUUCAAGAAAGACAAAAUAAGCAUUGUUUUAUCACUGUGGAGAAAGGUUCCUACUAUCCUGGUUCUGGAGUUGCUCAAUUUAGCAUAGAUUAUAAUAAUAUAUCAAACCCUGAUGCUUGGCAUGUAAAUGUGGUUUUGAAUAUUCGUCCAUCCACGGGCACUGGCGUUAUGUUUGCCUUGGUUUCAGGUGACACGGUGCCCUUUGCCUUGUCCCUGGUGGACUCCUCCUCUGAGAAGCUUCAGGAUAUCCUGGUAUCUGUUGAAAAUACGGUAAUAUACCGGAUAGAGGCCUUAAGUCUGUGUUCCAGUCAACAAUCUCAUCUGGAAUUCAGAAUCAACAGAACAAAUCUGGAGCUGGUGACUCCACUUAAAUAUGACAUCAUCUACUCUGAAGAUCUUCAAAGAGAAUUUGGCAUCUUGGACAAAGCAAUGAAAGGAAAAGUAGCCACUUACCUGGGUGGCCUUCCAGUUGUUCCAUUCAGUGCAACGCCAGUGACUGCCUUUUUUAAUGGCUGCAUGGAAGUGAAUGUGAAUGGUGUACAGCUGGAUCUGGAUGAAGCCGUUUCUAAACACAAUGAUAUUAGAGCUCACACAUGUCCAUCAGUUUUGGAAAACAAAAAGAGCCCUUAAGUCAUCUUUUGUCUGCUGAUAACAUCUUUUUCCUGGGUGUAGUUAUACUUACAUUUCAAUAAUAGUUGAAGGGUUUUACUUAUGAUGGGCAGACCUUAAUUAUGUUAUGGUACUUUGUUUGACCUUCUUGGAAUUUUAAAAAGGUCCUUUUUUGAGAAAACAAGAUUCUCUUGUGAUAUAAAUCACAUUAAAAAGUUCUUACCUCUGUUGCUGCCUAGAAAUUAAAUAAUGAAAAAACAUAAGAAAGUUAAUUUGAAUUUUUGCUACAAAUGACAUUUCUUCAUUUUUAUGUUUGUAAAGGUAAAUUUUAAUUGUGUCACCAUGAACUAGUGUCUAAAUAUCUAGUUUUCUUGGAAGGCAAGGAAGUAAACCUAAACAAAUGUUCAUGAGACUAAGUACUAUUGAUCAUAGCAGAUACUAUUUUGUUUUUGUUUCUUCCUAAUGAAAGCAGAAGAGACAGUGGCCUAUUAAUUUGAAUUGAGUGGGAGGCCUUACAGCUUUAUUCCAAAACAACUCCUCAGGGGCACCAGCUUCGGCUUCACCUUUCUUUCACUGGCUUCACAUUUGAACCAGUAGUUUUACUGAAUUAGAGAACAAGUGGACACAUUUUCAGACAGCAGCACAUGAAUCUUAUCAGUUACUUAUUGGAUUCCACGAGGAUGAGCUACCAGAUUGUGCUGGGAUGGGUGUGGAAACUGGGAGUGGGUACAUUCCUUAAAUUUGACUGUGCUGGUCACACAAGCUCCAGAUUAGAAAAAGUAGAACUUAAUGAUGGAAAGAAUGAAUGAUUCCAACUUUAAUUACCGGAAUUAGUUGCCAGAAUGUGAUUGUUUAUUGAAGGAUAAAGGGAACUAUGAAAACUAAAAUAGAUUUUAAUGAAAGAGUAACAACAGAGGGACAUAGUUAAUAUUGUGUCUUUGGAGAAAGUAGUUCUAUCACUCCUAAACCUGUGAUUCACAUUAAGAAUGUAUCUUAUGUUUCAUUGACAGUUUUAGAGAAUAAACUAUUUUUUCCCACUAGAGGUAUUUUAUAUCAUGUAAAACAUAAUAAAUUGCUGUAUAUUUUUAAAAUUUA
Myotis brandtii (Brandt's bat) is the source of this 3103-nucleotide messenger RNA. It is a transcript of the gene PROS1, whose product is annotated as protein S (alpha). The record is from RefSeq and is a predicted model, not a curated record. Gene Ontology annotation, cellular component: extracellular region. NCBI's taxonomy places the organism in Eukaryota, Metazoa, Chordata, Mammalia, Chiroptera, Vespertilionidae. The transcript has 15 exons. Gene Ontology annotation, molecular function: calcium ion binding. The coding region runs from base 2 to 2029 and encodes 675 amino acids.